Patella vulgata (common limpet) is the source of this 3769-nucleotide messenger RNA. RefSeq names its product WW domain-binding protein 2. The transcript is spliced from 7 exons. The coding region runs from base 104 to 886 and encodes 260 amino acids. Gene Ontology annotation, biological process: positive regulation of DNA-templated transcription. Gene Ontology annotation, molecular function: chromatin DNA binding; transcription coactivator activity. The record is from RefSeq and is a predicted model, not a curated record. Gene Ontology annotation, cellular component: nucleus. Lineage: Eukaryota; Metazoa; Mollusca; Gastropoda; Patellidae.
ACAGUUUGUUGACUUCCUGUCUUGUUUUCUAGAAAAGAAUUCGUCAAUUCGUCUGUCAUUGUCAAAUGUUAUUGUUAUUGCGCAAUUUAUAUUAUCUUCCAAAAUGUCUCUGAACACUUCUCAUGCACAAAACAGUGGAGUAUUAAUUUAUUCAGGGGAGAGGAUACUUAUAUUUUACAAUGCCAUUGAAAUGACAUUUGAAGGACCAAACACACCACAUUUUAAGGGAAAGAAGAAGGGCAGAAUUUAUUUAACAACUCACAGAAUGAUAUUUACAAGCACAGAUGGGAAAGAUGUUCUUCAGUCAUUUUCUUUCCCAUUUUUGAACCUACGAGAAGUAGAAUUAGAGCAACCAAUUUUUGGUGCCAAUUUUAUUAAAGGUAGAAUAAUUGCUGAACAAGGAGGUAACUGGAAUGGGGAAGCGAAAUUUAAGAUGCAUUUUAAUCAUGGUGGAGCAAUUGAAUUUGGACAGUGUAUGCUAAAAGCUGCCCAGCUUGCUUCUAGAAAUAGACCACCACAACCACCACCAUACAGCCCACCAACUGGUCCUAUUUAUCAGGCUCCUCCACCAGCUUACGAGGCACCCCACACACAGUUCUAUGACUGGGUACCAUAUCAGACAUUCCCAACAGCCCCACCACCGGAAUAUGUAUAUAUGACAGAAGCUCCCCCACCAUAUCCAGGUGUUGAUCCCAAUGCUGCAGUUUAUCCACCACCAUAUGCUGGAGCAAAUAAUACAGGAAAUGCUAAAGAAAGAGAAGCUGCAGCCAGUGCAUAUUACAAUCCAGCAAACCCACAGAAUGUCUACAUGCCAGCACAAAACAUGCAAAAUGGAUAUCAACAGCCACCUCCUAGUUAUGAUGAUGCCACCAAAAAACAGAAUUAAGAAAAUAAAUAGUACAUCUUUUCCAUUUUUUUUUAUAUCAAAUACAAGGGAAUUUAGCUUUCUCAAAAAGUGCUCACCAAUUUGAUAUAACAAAAAAAAAGAUGAGUAUGAGAAAUUGAUUUAUCACCCAAUAUCAUUCUGAAAGGAAAGAGGGUUGAAAUUGGAUUAAGUUACCAAUUAAAGCAAUGUCUUGUUGGAUUAUAAAAAUAAUGUUAUUAUAAAAGAAGUUGGUGAAUAUUGUAAAUAUUUGUUCUUGUUAAUAACUGGCAUAAAUGUAUGUUAUUUUUUUUUUAACAAAAAUGUAUAAUUAAGUUUUAUAUAAAUUUAUUAACAUUGGAAUAGGUGUCUGGAAAUGAAUUCAGAAGUACAUGUAUUGUCUUUUCUAGUCUACAACUACCGGUAUGUAUUUUAUAUACUGGAUAAAAUAUAAAUUUUUGUGAUUUUAAACUUAUUGAUUAAAGAGUGUUGAAGUAUGGGAAAAACAUUUGUUGUAGAAAACGCCCUACUGUUUAAAAGAUAUUUAUUUAUUGUGAGUCUUUAAUUUUAUUUAACCUGGUUAUAUCAUACUUUCAUAUAAAAGUAAGAAAUAUGCUUUUUAAACACACCCACCCAUGGUGAUAUUUCUCAUGAAUAGAAAAACGUGCAUAUACUUCCUGUGCGUAAAAAAAAAAUGAUCAUCAUAAAUGAAUAAAAGUUCAUUUUAAUAUAUCUAGGUUUGGGGUGUGAGUGAUCAACCUCCUAUAUUAUUAUUAGGUUAUUUCGAAUGUUAUGUUUUUGUUACAUUAUUACUCUGCCUUUCCAUUAUGGGAGAUAACACAUAAAGUACACGAAUGCUGAAAUUACAUUUGCAUGUUUUGUAAUAUAGUUAAAGGUCUACUAGAUGUGUAGUACUGCUUCCACAAUUCCCUGAUUUAAUUCUGAAUGAAUUGAAAGGAUUUGGGUUAAAAUCCUCUGCCAAGUUACAAGAAAUUUAGAAAAUACUAAAAAAAUAUAAAAUAGGUUUCAAAUACAAAAUGGAGGUAAAUCUUUUAUUGGUUAUUUGGUUAUUUUGAUUAUAAUUUUAAUGUUGAAUUUUAUAUAUCUUGUGUUAUUGAUUUGCAAAAAAAUUAAAAUUAUUACUGCAUUCACUCAGUGCACCCCUUAUUAAGAAUAAAUUAGGAAAAUAUAUAAUUAUAAUAUAAUUAAUGUGGUUGAUGUUCUUUACUUUAUGAAUAUCCAAAAAAAAUUAUUUCUUUAAUGGGGUGUUUGGGUGGACGAAUGGUCUACUGCAUGAACUUUAGAUCAUUAAGGUCUGUCAUUGAGUCAAGUAAGUGGUUUUGAUCACAGGCUUGUAUGUGAGGAGGAGUAGGGUCGCUUGCCUAACCUCUGGGUAUUAUGAUAUAAUAUACACAGGAUAGUGGUUUCUACCGAUAACUAUAAUUACAACAAAAUCUAAAGCCAUUUUGUGUUACUAUAUAGUUACGAAAAAUUAUGAUGAGAGAUCUACCACAUGCUACAUAAGUACCUAGCACUGAGCCAAUUUAGACUCUGUACACAUAAGGUAGAAAGGGAUAGACGUAACAAUUCUUCAUCACCAGGGAUGAGAGAACCUGUAAAAAUUGUAUCAGUCGAGAAGUGGAUGAUGAAACAAGUGGAUGUUGAAACAAGCGUUUUACUUCAUAGCUUUACUAAAAAAUUUCCAGGAAAAGCUUUUAAGCCACCGCUCUAUUAUUGUACAAUGCAGAUCAUAACAUAUAAUGAAUGAUGAUAAAUGCAUAUCUCAGCGUUUGUAUUUAUGAUAACUAUAUUAAUAUUAUUAUAUACUUUGAAUGGUUUUGUCUGUUCUAACAUCAGUUUUUAUAUGCCCACAUUGAAUGUGGUCGUAUAUUGUCGUCGCCCCCGUCGGUCGGUCCAUCCGUCGGUCCCUAGAGGAAAAAGUUAAUAUCCGAUUGACUUUAAAUUUAUACACAGUGUUUAAGGUCAUGAGACGAAGAAGCCUAUUGAUUUCCAGCAAUUUCCGAUAAUUACUGCCAGAGUUAUGGCCUUUGAUCACUUCGAAAAAAAUCUUGUGGAGGCUCUAGAGGGUAAAGUUAAUAUCCGAUUGACUUUAAAUUUAUACACAGUGUUUAAGGUCAUGAGACGAAGAAGCAUAUUGAUUUUCAGCGAUUUCUGAUAAUUACUGCCAGAGUUAUGGCCUUGAUCACUUCAACAAAUCUUGUGGAGGCUCUAGAGGCAAAAUUUAAUAUCCGAUUGACUUUAAAUUUAUACAGAGUGUUUAAGGUCAUGAGACGGGGAAGCCUAUUGAUUUUCAGCGAUUUCGGAUAAUUACUGCCAGACUUUAAAUUUUUACGUAAUGUUUGAGGUCAUUUGACGAAAAAUCCUAUUGAUUUUCAAAGAUUUCCGAUAAUUACUGCCAAAGUUAUGGGCCUUGAUCACUUUGAAAAAUCUUGUGACGCUCUAGAGGCUUAUGUUAUCAUCCGAUUGACUUCAGAUUGAUACACAGAUUUUAAGAUCUUGAAACGAACAAGUAGCCUAUAUUGAUUUUCAAUGAAUUUUGAUAACUUGAACAACUAAAUCCAUGAUAUUAAAUAUUUUGUAUACUAAACGUUAGCAUGGGGCAGAAAUUUAUAAAAACCAAACAAAUUCUAAAGAUUUUUCUGAUAAUUAGUUAAUGAGUUGUUACUGAUUUUAGUGUAUUAUAAAUGUUUCAUUACUGAAAAAGUAAAAAUAUGCGACAACUUAGUUGACUGCCCGGACGAUUUAGCUGCUGUGGGCGUAUGUUUCAUUGCCUGGCAACCUAUCUUUAUGUUAUUAUGUGGAUUGUAUUUGUAUUGUUUAGUGUUCACUUUACCCUACAAAUGUAUAUCAUGCAGUUGUGUAAUAAAACAAUAUUAUUAUCAAUAA